This is a messenger RNA of Cyprinus carpio (common carp), 4914 nucleotides long. Its product is annotated as reticulophagy regulator 3-like. The record is from RefSeq and is a predicted model, not a curated record. Gene Ontology annotation, biological process: reticulophagy. Lineage: Eukaryota; Metazoa; Chordata; Actinopteri; Cypriniformes; Cyprinidae.
UGCUGUUGUUGUUCUCGAGCUCUGACUGUGAUCAUGAUGUCAUUGGCUAGAUCAAGUCCGUCCUCCGCGGCUCCCGCGACAAAAACAACGACUGGACAUGACAACAGCACGGUGACAGCAUAACAGAGGACCCGUGCAGACACUUAAACGUAUAAACAUAGCAACCCAAACCCAAAAGAUGGGUUUUAUUUCACAUUCGCUCUGUAUCAACGGCGGCAGCCUCGCACGAGGUCUGUCUUCUGCUGUUCUGCCCUGAGCGGCUCCAGGCUAAAGCUAGCUAGCGUUACAUACAUCCAGAUCGUUAUUAAAGCACGGGGCUUAUUUUCAGCACUCUGUUAUACUAGAUUUUGUUGCUAUUUUUGCUGUCACGUUUUCCCAGACGCGUAAGUAUGGCUGGAGCGGAAGACGCGGCUGAAGGGAGCGGUUGCGCGGGGAGGCUGCGCUCUCGCGUCGGCCUCCGGAGCGGCUCGUGCUCCGGCGAGAGUCAAGAGCAGCUCCGCGCCGUGAAAGCAACGCUGCUGGAGCGGCUGGGACCCCACGAGCGCCUGCUCGCCUAUCUUCAGUCUGUGUUAUUGUGGGAGAGGCCCUUUCACAGCGUCCUGCUGUACACGGCCGCCAAUGUCGUGUUCUGGUUUUUUGCUCUGAGCUCUUUGAGGUUGCUUUUUCUGCUGGCAUCAGGUCUGGCCCUGGCUGUUUGUGUCGACACUUGGAGGAAUAAGAUCUGGCCUAAGAUCAGAGUUAAAAGGCAAGAUGAGAGCGAGAAUGAAAGCUGGGGUCUGGUGCAGCCUGGGUCUUUGAGUGUGCCUGAAUUAUGCCACCACCUGGCUGAAGUUUGGGUUAUGGGCUCUUCCUGUGCAACAGAUAUUGUGCAGUUCAAACAGAAAAAUCCAGGCAAGUUUUGUAUGCUGGUUUGUGGCCUGUUCACGUCAGUGGCCAUGGUGGGGCGCUACAUCCCUGGACUGGUGCUGUCAUACAUGGCUUUGCUGGGUGUGUUGCUGUGCCCAUUGGCUCUGUAUUAUCGGCUGUGGCAGCGUGCAUGUGUGAAGCUGGAGCCGGCCCUGCAGUGGCUGGACUUCAGCGCCAAAGGAUAUAUGAUGUCAAAGCCUAUAGACAACCAGUUUCUUCGUAAGCCCUUCAGAAGCGGGACCUCAGAUGACGCAAGUGACAGCGAAGAAGAACUGGCUGCAUUCUGCCCAACGUUUGAUGAAGCAGCAGUUGCUAAGGAGCUGGCACUGACUGACUCCGAGCACUCGGAUGCUGAGGUGUCAUACAUGGAUAACGGCACCUUUAACCUCUCCAGGGGUCAAACACCCCUCACAGAGGGCUCAGAGGAUCUAGACAGACACAGUGAUCCAGAAGAAUCAUUUGCCUGUGGGCUUCCAGACUUCCCCUCCAUCAACCCAGAUGCCACCCUGAUGGAGGAUGAUGAUGAUGUCAGCAUCGGGCUGCCCAGUCUCAACUCAGCUGCGCCCUCUGGCCCUCGCGGCUCUACCUCUGCCCUGCUGGACCUGGACACCCAGAUGGACUCUGAUCAGGAAGACCUCGACCCCGAGAUCUCCCUCGGCUCCCUAAAUACUACCUCUGACCUCACUAGUAACCUUGCAGGGGUCAUCGCCAGCAACAUGAUCCAGGCAGCCAUCGCAGGAGCCAUGCAGCCCCGCCCACCGCAAGGCCCUCGGAGAGAGAGCGGCCCACGGGCAGGAGCCGCUCCAAGGGGAUACAGGAAGCAGUCGAGCUCGGAGUUAGACACAGACCUGGACUUUGAUGGUGAGGACUUUGAGAUGUUGGAUCAGUCCGAGCUGAACCAGUUGGAUCCCUUUGGAGGUGGGCAGGGGGGCCAAAACAGAACCCAGGGAUCCAGUUUCCUGUCCAACUUGCUGGGGAAGCCACAGUGAGCCCAUCUUGCAGAUACUCCCUCCGUCUGUCAGCUCCUCGUGCUCCUCGUGCCCCUCGCACCUUGUUUCGAGUAGAAGUUUGCAGUGUUGGUUUGAAUGUCUUCUGAGAUGCUUUUGAUUUAUCUGAGUGACUGCGACGGAGAGAGAGUGUGUUUGUUUUGCACUGUUAAUGUCAUAUUAGAUUCACCUGCCAGGUUUCCUCUGCUGGCUGCAGUUGAUAUCACUGUGAAGUAAUCUUGUUUGUAUUCUGAAUCUUCUCUGUUUCUGCUCGGUGAGCUUCCGUGUCCUCUCUCAUUAGUGUGUGUGAAAGACUCCGAUUUACUUUGUAGGCUAAGCAAUAGGACAAAAAUCAUAGAAACAUUUAAAAAGAUCCAAAAUCUCUUUAACUUCUUAGAAACCAGCAAAACGAAUACCAGAUCUUUUAACCACACCCAAGUCUUAUAGAUCUUUCACAUCAAUGGCUGUAUUGUUUGUGUCUUCAAUAAUAACACACGGGACCAAAUCGGACAUUCCAUCAUCAAUGCAAAGUCAAGACCCUUAAGGUAUACAGAUAUGAAGACGCCUGUAAUAAAGAAAUAUACAGUCAAGAUGUCGCUGAGCAGAGGAGUCUGAUGAAGUAGCAGUGACAUAUUAAGGCCGCAGCCUCUUCUCUUGUUUUUAAAGUGGUAUUUCAACAAAAAAAAUCUAAAUUCUGUCACCAUUUAUUCACACUUAUGCCAUUUCUAAACCAUGUAUGACAUUCCUUCUUCUGUAGAACAUACAAGAAGUUAUUUUGAGAUGGAAGUCAGUGGAAACAAAAACUGUUCCGAUUCCAACAUUCCACAGAAGAAAACAAGUCUGAAGGGUUUGGAACAACAAGAGGGCUGAGUAAAUGAUUGGCAUAAUUUUCUUUUUUGGGUGGCCUAUCACUUUAAGACUCUGAGACAUGAACUUUUCUUAAGGUCACUGAGUGAUAAACAGCAGGCAGGUUCUCAUUUUGCCAUAUAGGGGUGAAUUCAGGUAAAUUGGGAUGCUUUUUGUCAUUGAAACGACUGGGGAAAAUGUCCCAAAUAACUUGAAUUCACCUUGUUUGCACCUGUUUUCCCCCCAUUUGUUUAUUUUUUUAUGUGGUAACUGCACAUCAUUUUUCAUCAUGUCUAUCUGAUGGCGAUGAAAAUUUCUUAAAUCAGGAGUAAUAUAAUAAAAUGUAUUAAUUGUAUAUCAUUGCCCAGCAAUUUUAAUCUCAGCAAGAUUUUGAAAAAAAUUAGUAGUCAAAACAUUUCUUUCACAAUGAUAUUUACAUUUAAGUUCAUACAGGCUGGAUUUUUUUCUGCAUUACUUGAAAACCACGUUAAUAAAUCACAGUAGCUCUUUCCUAAAUUUUGAAAGACCUCUGUUGUAAAAAUAGGGAAAAUUACAGUAUAUUGUCUUUCAAAUGGCUGUUCUUUGUCUGUUCAUCAUUCAAAAAAAAAAAAAAAAAAUAGAAAUCAAACAAUUCCAACUUGUUUAACAGCUCAGCAAUGCUGUUCAUCUGGAUAAUAUGGCAGUACAUUAAAUUUGUUUGUAAUGACUCUACCUCAAACAAGACGUUUGGCUGUAACGGCCACCUCUUUGUGGCAGUUACAGCACCGCCUCCUCUCUUCAAACACGUCUUUAACCGUUCUGACUUUAUGCGGGAACUUUUAUACAGGUAGCAGCAGAAAAACAAUAGCUCUCUGCAUCCUCUCUUUUCAUCUGGUCUGGUCUGGUAUGAGAUUUAGGGCAAAGUCUUACAUUCAGUACAGUACUAAAGCACAGAGGAUUCCUUUCUUCCUUUCUUGUGGUAUGAUGAAGCUGGUGGAAUUAAAUGAGUUGAAUUUGCUGUUUUAUUUGCUGUUUCUUUAAUAGAUGCUGAGCAUUAUUUGUGUUACUGCACUUUUCCCAAGUGAACUGUUUCUGUUUCUGACCUAAUGCUAAUGAGACCAUCAUUGCUGGCUUUAAGCUUUCAUUAUUGUGUAAGCUGGAAAGUAGGAAACGUACCGGAAAACUGCUGUAGCGAUAAAAGGCAUUCUGUUACCAGAGACCAGUGAAGUGUUUUCUAUUUUCCAAGCAUACGUUGGUUUUCUCAUUUUAAUUUAAGGCAAUGGAGCGUUUAGGAAUUAUAAGGAAGCAUCUUAUCUUUCUCAUGUGUAUUCACAGUCUGACACUUCCUGCUAUUCCAGUUUAUUACAUUUCAAACCCAAGUCUUACUUUAUCCAGCCAACUUGAGUUAGGUUAGAAGAGCAGUACUGUUUAUUGGAGUGAUUUUACCACUUUUCUGUGAUUUUAUUCAAUCUCUUUUUUUUUUUUUUUUUUUGGUUAUGAGCCCUAAUUACUGAAUUGCUGAUGAUAUUUUUUGGAUUGCUGUGUUAAAAAAAGAUUUAUUAUUAUGAUUAUUAUUAUUAUUUAGGUGUUAUAUGUGACAUUGAAGUGUAAUGCAAAAUAGGUUCAUAGAUUGGAAAGCCUUUUAUUUCCCCUCCUUUUUACUUUCAUGUUUAUAGUUAAUACUAUUAUUAAUACUUAACUGUUUAUAUGGACACACUCUUUUAUGAAUAUUGAUUCAUUUGGUUUGCUAGAUUAUCCAGUGGAAAAAAGCAUGACAAGAUUUUUGUUUGUAAGUGUGUCGGUGUGAUUACUAUUCAGUGCAAAAAUUCUUUGGCCGUUUUAGCCAUUCAUCUUUUUGUGGUCAAUUUCAACAAAAAUCACCAGCAAUUCAAAUGGGACAAUGCAGUGGUGGUUUAUAUAUUGGAAGAAAAUUAUACCCAGCGUCAUCUAUGGAUGUUGUAUUGAUGUUAGUGAUUUAAAACAUAAAUCAGUUAACAGUCUACCAUGUUGAGGCAAAUGCAAAAUACAGAAUCACUCGUCUUUUCUUUAUUUGUGCGAGCAUUUUACAGGAGUCUUUCUGUAGCUGGAUUCUGGAGUGAUUUUUAUUUCUGUACAGAACUAUUUCACUCUUUCAUUCUCUGUAAUUGGUUUUUGAUAACUUUUGAUGUGCAAGACAAUAAAGAGAUGAAUGAAUAUA